AAAACAAUUCUUGACAUAAACAUUUUCUACAUGCGUUCACAGAAAUCGAUGACGUAAUUAGAUUGUGUGGUGUUCUCUGCAGAAAGCAUCGGGACAAAAUGUCGGACUCGGACUUUAUGUGCGAUGACGAUGAAGAAUACGAUCUGGAAUAUUCUGAAGAGAGUAACUCAGAACCUGAUGUUGAUCUUGAGAACCAGUAUUAUAAUUCUAAAGCCUUAAAAGAAGAUGAUCCUCGAAAAGCUCUGGAGAAUUUCCACAUGGUCCUUGAAUUGGAAGGAAAAGAUAAAGGAGAAUGGGGCUUCAAGGCCUUAAAACAGAUGAUUAAAAUUAAUUUCAAAUUGGAAAAUUAUGAUGAAAUGAUGAAGCGCUAUAAACAACUGCUAACUUAUAUCAAGUCUGCAGUUACUCGCAACUAUUCGGAGAAAUCAAUUAACUCCAUUUUGGAUUAUAUUUCUACAUCUCAACAGAUGGUAUUGCUUCAGAAUUUUUAUGAAACUACUUUAGAAGCUCUAAAAGAAGCCAAAAAUGAAAGACUAUGGUUCAAAACCAACACCAAGCUUGGUAAACUUUAUUUUGACAGAAACGAAUAUGGUAAAUUGAAAGCCAUUCUGAAAGAGCUUCAUAAUUCCUGCCAGACUAAAGAAGGUGAAGAUGACCUAAAAAAAGGUACACAGCUUCUUGAAAUAUAUGCUUUAGAAAUCCAGAUGCACACUGUACAAAAGAAUGAUAAGAAAUUAAAGAAACUAUAUGAACAAUCAUUGCACAUAAAAUCUGCUAUACCACAUCCCUUAAUCAUGGGAGUGAUACGAGAAUGUGGUGGCAAAAUGCACUUGAGGGAAGGAGAAUAUGAAAAAUCACACACAGACUUCUUUGAAGCAUUUAAAAAUUAUGAUGAAUCUGGUAACCCCAGACGCACUACAUGCUUGAAAUAUCUUGUUUUGGCCAAUAUGCUGAUGAAAUCCGGAAUUAACCCUUUUGACUCUCAGGAAACUAAACCUUACAAGAAUGAUUCUGAAAUAUUAGCUAUGACUAAUUUAGUUAGUGCUUAUCAAAACAAUGAUAUCGAUGAAUUUGAGAAAAUUCUCCAAAGGAACAACAAAAAUAUCAUGGAGGACCCAUUUAUUCGUGAACAUAUUGAAGAUUUAUUAAGAAAUAUCCGUACCCAAGUAUUGAUUAAGCUCAUCAAACCAUAUACUCGGAUACACAUCCCUUUCAUAUCAAAGGAACUGAAUAUCAUGCCACAAGAAGUUGAAAGUUUAUUGGUGUCUUGUAUUCUGGAUCAUACCAUAAAUGGCCGAAUUGACCAGGUGAACAAAGUAUUGGAACUGGUAAGAGAGACCACUGGUAUAGCACAGUACAAUGCCCUUGAUAAAUGGACGUCACAGCUGCACUCAUUACACCAGACAGUCAUUAACAAGAUGGCCUAAAUUAGAAUAACACAAGGGGUUCUUUUUGUUUGGUUUUGUUUUUACUUUUUUUUUCCUCUCCAGGUUUUCAUUUUGUUCAGAUAUUAAAAGAAAUCUAAAACAAAUUCGUACCUGUAAUUUACCUUGCUACAAUAAAACUGUUUUCUUUUAAAA
Molecule: messenger RNA, 1580 nt
Organism: Octopus bimaculoides (California two-spot octopus)
Lineage: Eukaryota; Metazoa; Mollusca; Cephalopoda; Octopoda; Octopodidae
Product: COP9 signalosome complex subunit 2
Source: RefSeq, a predicted model, not a curated record